Messenger RNA from Cinclus cinclus, 3684 nucleotides. It is a transcript of the gene ABCD2, whose product is annotated as ATP binding cassette subfamily D member 2. Gene Ontology annotation, molecular function: long-chain fatty acid transmembrane transporter activity; ATP binding; ABC-type transporter activity. The transcript is spliced from 10 exons. Gene Ontology annotation, cellular component: peroxisomal membrane. Gene Ontology annotation, biological process: very long-chain fatty acid catabolic process; long-chain fatty acid import into peroxisome; peroxisome organization. The record is from RefSeq and is a predicted model, not a curated record. The coding region runs from base 1 to 2205 and encodes 734 amino acids. Lineage: Eukaryota; Metazoa; Chordata; Aves; Passeriformes; Cinclidae.
AUGGCCCACAUGCUGCAUGCGGCAGCCCGGCGGGUGCAGUGGAGCAGGGCGGGCGCCGCGAAGAGAGCUGCGUGCCUGCUGGCCGCGGCGUACGGGCUCAGAAUCCUCUACCCCGUCAUCCGCGGGCGCGUGAAGCGGGCGAGCGGCAGAGGCGGCGCGCCGGGUGAGCGGGGCCGGGCGGUCCCGCACGGCACCGGCAGCCGGGGCAGAGCCUCCCCGGCCGUGGACGCGGAAUUCUUCAAGCAGCUGCUGGAACUCCGCAAACUGUUCUUCCCGAAGCUGGUGAGUGCCGAACUGGGCUUGCUGUGCCUCCACUCGUUUGCUCUGGUAUCCAGGACCUUCCUCUCAAUCUAUGUGGCCGCCCUCGAUGGAAAAAUUGUGAAGAGCAUUGUGGAGAAACAGCCCAGGAGCUUUGUCUUCAAGUUGAUCAAGUGGCUGAUGAUUGCGAUCCCAGCCACUUUCGUGAACAGCACCAUACGGUACCUGGAGUGCAAGCUGGCCCUCGCCUUCCGCACGCGCCUGGUGGAUCACGCCUAUGAGACCUACUUUGCCAACCAAACUUACUACAAAGUGAUCAGCAUGGACGGGCGGCUGGCCAACCCCGACCAGUCCCUCACCGAGGACAUCAUGAUGUUCUCGCAGUCCGUGGCUCAUCUCUACUCCAAUCUCACCAAGCCCAUCCUGGAUGUUGUGCUCACCUCCUACACCCUCAUCCGCACAGCACGGUCCCGGGGGGCCAACCCCAUCGGGCCCACACUCCUGGCUGGUCUCGUCGUCUAUGCCACAGCCCGUGUGCUCAAAGCCUGCUCGCCCAAGUUUGGCAAACUGGUGGCUGAGGAGGCUCACAAGAAGGGCUAUCUGCGCUUCAUACAUUCACGCAUCAUUGCCAAUGUGGAAGAGAUUGCCUUUUACCGAGGGCACAAGGUAGAAUUGAAACAACUGCAAAAAAGCUACAAGGAUUUGACAGAUCAGAUGAAUCUCAUUUUGUCCAAACGUUUAUGGUACAUCAUGAUAGAGCAGUUCCUGAUGAAGUAUGUCUGGAGUAGCUGUGGUAUGAUCAUGGUUGCUGUGCCCAUCAUCACUGCAACAGGAUUUGCAGAUGGAGAGUUGGAAGAUGGCCAGAAACAGGCAAUGGUUAGUGAAAGAACAGAAGCUUUUACUACAUCACGAAACUUGCUGAUCUCUGGAGCAGAUGCUAUUGAAAGGAUUAUGUCUUCAUACAAAGAGGUCACUGAGCUAGCAGGCUACACUGCCCGUGUCUACAACAUGUUUCAAGUCUUUGAUGAGGUGAAGAGAGGCAUCUACAAAAGAACUGCUGUUAUUCAAGGGUCCGUGAACAGCAGCAGGAGCGAAGAUAAAGCAGAGUUACACAUUGAUGGACCCUUAGAAAUCAAAGGGAGAGUAAUUGAUGUUGAUCAAGGAAUUAUUUGUGAAAAUGUUCCUAUAAUUACUCCGAAUGGCGAUGUGGUGGUUUCCAGACUGAACUUCAAAGUCGAGGAGGGGAUGAAUCUUUUAAUCACUGGACCCAAUGGCUGUGGAAAGAGUUCACUCUUCAGAAUUUUAAGUGGUUUGUGGCCUGUGUAUGAAGGAGUUCUCUACAAGCCCCCUCCACAGCACAUGUUCUAUAUACCACAAAGGCCCUACAUGUCCAUUGGAACACUACGAGAUCAAGUCAUCUAUCCAGACUCAGUGGAAGACAUGCAUGAGAAAGGCUACCAAGAUCAAGAUCUGGAGUCUAUUCUGCAUAUGGUGCAUCUGUACCACAUAGUUCAAAGAGAAGGAGGUUGGGAUGCAGUCAUGGAUUGGAAAGAUGUCUUAUCAGGAGGGGAAAAACAAAGGAUGGGCAUGGCCCGGAUGUUUUACCACAAGCCGAAAUAUGCAUUGCUGGAUGAAUGUACAAGUGCUGUAAGCAUUGAUGUUGAAGGAAAGAUAUUCCAAGCUGCAAAAGCUGCUGGGAUAUCCCUGCUUUCCAUAACACACAGACCAUCUCUUUGGAAGUACCACACUCACCUGCUGCAGUUUGAUGGACAAGGCGGCUGGCGUUUCGAGCAGCUGGACACUGCUAUCCGUUUAUCACUGAGUGAGGAAAAACAGAGACUGGAAUCCCAGCUCGCAGGAAUUCCUAAAAUGCAGCAGAGACUGAACGAACUGUGUAAAAUCCUGGGAGAAGAUUCAGUGCUUAAAACGAUGGACAAAGAGGAAUAAAUAAUUUAUGGUUUAUGUUUUUAAAAGUAUUUUUUUAGUUGAAAGCAUUACAAAUUCAGCCAUUAUCCUUUGCAUGCAUUGUGACAGAGGCUUAGAGCAUAGCAAAACACAGCCAGCAGAAAAUAAUGCUCUGAAUGCUAUGUAAGACUUUAGUGUUUUAGUAUUAAGGAGGAAAGUGGUUGAACUGUGAAAAUAAGCAAGUGCACAGAGUAUAAGAUUAGUCAUUACGGCUUACAUUAAUUCCUAGUGAAAGCCCAAUUCACUGCAAGAAAUGACCAGCCCACUUAGGUUUUACAGGUGAAUUUUUGCCUGCAGAAUGUGCUCUUGUACCAGGUCACUGUGUGCGUAUGACGUGCCUGCUACGCAGAGCAACCGGGCAUGACACUCAGGCAUGGAGCACAGCAGGGGCAGCAUCUGGGUGAGUAUGGAGAUGCAUGCAAAAAUCUCGUUUGGGUAUAAGAAACAUUCUCUCAGUCCAUGUAAAACAAGACUUCUGUUCUCCUACUGAAUAGUAUACAUGCCUUUACCUGCAUUUCCAUAGGAAAUAAUGUAAUAGGCUGACCAGAAGACAACUGCCUGAGCAACCCACUGCCCUCAUGACAGAGAAGAAGGGACAGAGCUGAACAUGUAAUAUACUUGUACUUUAUGCCAUUACACAUAGUUUCAGGGGCUCUUUGCCCUUCAUGAUGCAUCAGUUCCUUUGGGGGAUUAUUUAAGUCCCUUCCUUGGUAACCUCUGGUGGUGCCGAUGGAGCACUGGGCCUGGCAUCAAGUGAUUUAGUUUUCACUUGACUAAAUCAUUCAUCUGGUCUAGGGGUCUAAUCCAGCUGGCAUCCAUAUCUAACCCAGUUCCUCUAUUGGCAUAAUCACAGUAUAGACACUUGUUUUUUCCAUGAGACACUUUGUGAUGGGAAGGACUGUAGGAGAAGGAAAUGGCAGUUUCUAACAAUAUGCUGAAUUCUCAGACAUGACUGUCCUGCCAAAUGAAAUGCUCAGCACUUAAAAAGGUCGGUGAAAAGUUAGAGCAUUUGGUAACUACUAAUGAAUAUACUUGCCAUAUUUUGGUGGAGUGACUGAACAUUGUCCUCCCUGUGAGCAAAUGCACUGGUUAACAGCCUUGCUUUCAGAUGCACUCACUGAUUGUACCAUCAGCUUUUCAGUUCAGGUCCCCAAUCAGUCAGAAGGUGCUUUAACAAAACUUCUGAGACAGUGCUGGCCUGAGUGCCUUCCUGAAUGCAAAAGCUGGAGAAUUAAAGAUGUGAAUGUAUUUAAGAGCUUCUGUUCUCUCUGACUGCAAGAGCAAGCUCAGGAGUGAAGAUCCAGAGGGGUAAGAGGCUUUGCAAGUGGGUAAAUGAACCUUAGCCAAGAUGUAGCAAUCCAGAAGUUUGUUGGUUCUUUUUUUUUCCCAGAAGUGUGAUUCCUUAGAAGAUUUCUGUCUGGGAUUCUUAGUCUGAGAGAGGCAGUGCAUAAACAGUUUGGA